AUGAAAUCUUCAUGCUAUUACUUUCUUUUAUAUCUUCCACUCCUGUUUUCAUUUACAAUUUCAAUUCCAACUCCAGACAGUUUUCUGCAUUGCCUUUCUGUCAUUUCUGAGCUUUCUGUCCCUUCUUCCAUUCUUUAUGUCUCAAACACUUCUUCUUAUUCUUCAGUCCUUCUAUCAACUGCUCAAAACCUCAGGUUUACAGGGCCUUCAGUACGAAAGCCUGAGUUUAUCUUCACGCCUUUGAAUGAAUCCCAUGUCCAAGCAGCCGUUAUUUGCUCCAAACACUUUGGAAUUCAUAUGAGAAUUCGAAGCGGAGGCCAUGACUAUGAGGCGGUCUCGUAUGUAUCAGAAAUUGAAACACCUUUCAUUGUUGUAGACCUUUCCAAGCUUCGAUCCAUAAGCAUCGAUAUUGAUAAUAACAACGCGUGGGUUGAGGCAGGUGCAACAAUUGGUGAAGUCUACUACAGAAUUGCGGAGAAGAGCAAAAUUCAUGGUUUUCCUGCGGGUGCUUGCACGAGCUUAGGCGUUGGUGGGCACAUCACUGGAGGUGCUUAUGGUUUCUUGUUAAGAAAAUAUGGUCUUGGUGCUGACAAUGUCCUCGAUGCUAAAAUUGUAGACGCAAGCGGCAGAGUUCUUGACCGAGCAGCUAUGGGUGAAGAUCUGUUUUGGGCAAUAAGUGGAGGCGGAGGAGGAAGCUUUGGAAUUAUCCUUUCAUGGAAGAUAAAAUUGGUUCCUGUGCCAUCAACUGUGACAAUUUUUACAGUUACAAGGACCCUAGAACAGGGUGCCACGAAGAUCCUCUAUAAAUGGCAACAAGUUGCACAUACGCUUGAUGAGGAUCUCUUUGUUAGAGUUCUCAUACAAGUGGUCAAUGGUGCUCUAUAUCUUGGUGGUGCUGAUAGCCUCCUUCAAAUUAUGCAGGAAAAAUUCCCUGAACUGGGAUUGACACGGCAAGAUUGCAAUGAGACAACCUGGAUCCAGUCUGUGGUUACUAAUGGCCUUUUCCCAAGUAACUCGACUCCUGAAAUUCUACUUCAACGAGAGAAUAUUCUCAGAAACUAUUUCAAAGGAAAAUCAGACUACGUUAAGGAACCCAUUCGUGAAACAGUUCUUGGGGGACUAUGGAAAAGGUUAUUGGAAGAAGAUAACCCAAUAAUGCUAUGGAGUCCGUACGGUGGAAUAAUGAGCAGGAUUUCAGAAUCCGAAACUCCUUUCCCUCACAGAAAGGGUAACAUAUUUGAAAUCGCUUAUUCGUCUGGCUGGCAAGAUGGUGAUAUUAAGAAUGCAACAAAGCAUAUUGAAUGGAUUAGGAGGCUAUACGAUUACAUGGCUCCAUAUGUUUCAAAGAACCCCAGAGGGGCGUAUGUUAAUUACAGGGAUUUUGAUUUGGGAAUGAAUAAGAAGUGUAACACAAAUUUUAACGCAGCCAGAGUGUGGGGCGAGAAGUAUUUCAAAGGUAACUUCAAGAGACUGAUGAAAGUGAAAACCAAAGCUGAUCCUCAUAAUUUCUUUAGGCAUGAGCAGAGCAUUCCACCUCUUCCAUGAUGGGAUAUUGGACCACUUCUAUUAAAUGGUUAACCCAAAGAAUAUCCAAUGUUAAAGGUAAUAAUAAAAUAAUCACUUGUAAAUGUUACCAGCAUCAUGCUUAUGUAACAAAAAUAACAAAAACCUGGUGCAGUGUUGUUAU
Messenger RNA from Pistacia vera, 1687 nucleotides. Its product is annotated as berberine bridge enzyme-like 13. Bases 1 to 1545 code for a protein of 514 amino acids. The transcript has a single exon. The record is from RefSeq and is a predicted model, not a curated record. Lineage: Eukaryota; Viridiplantae; Streptophyta; Magnoliopsida; Sapindales; Anacardiaceae. Gene Ontology annotation, molecular function: oxidoreductase activity; FAD binding.